Molecule: messenger RNA, 7218 nt
Organism: Ordospora colligata OC4
Lineage: Eukaryota; Fungi; Microsporidia; Ordosporidae
Product: vacuolar protein sorting-associated protein
Exons: 1
Coding region: 1-7218 (2405 amino acids)
Biological process (GO): protein targeting to vacuole; protein retention in Golgi apparatus
Cellular component (GO): extrinsic component of membrane
Source: RefSeq, a predicted model, not a curated record
AUGCUCAAGAGGAUUCUCUUGAGGAUGUUGAACAGGGUGCUCGGCAGCUAUGUUGAGAACAUAGACAGGCACCAGAUAGAGCUUGGGAUAUUCAAAGGACAUGUCUCAGUCACGAAUCUCAGGAUCAAGCCGUGUGUGAUAUCUAGGAUCUUCAAGGGAAGGGUGAUCUGCAAUAGUAUUGGAAAGCUUCAUAUUAAGGUUCCAUGGAAGAGCUUUAACAGGCAUCCUGUUGAGAUCCACAUCCGCGAUGUUGAAAUUAAGCUUGGAAAGACAGAUUUUUGCUGGUGCUUUGCAGAUGGAGGACUGUGUCAGGAAUGUAGUGCACUUGAGGUGUACGAGGUCAUGAGAAGACUUGACCAAUUGAAUCUUUUUUCUGACGAUGACGGCAAUUCGGUUUUGUUUGCAGACCUGAUGAUUGGAAAUGGGCCUCGUGUAUUAAUAGAAAACAUAAGCAUUGAAUAUGUGAGUGGAGUGCCUAUGGGCAUUAGUAUCAGGCAGGCUUCAUUCAAUGCAAAGCAUAUCAGCAGUGAGGAGUGCAAAGGCAGUAAUCUAAAGAGACUUGAUAUUGCUGGAAUUGAGACGACUGGGCUUCUAGCUAUCAUCCAGCCUUUUGAUGUAUUUUCUAUAAUAAGCAUGAUUAAUGAAAAACCUUGCAUUGAAACACGCAUUAGUGAGCUUAGCAUCAAGACAAGACAAACGGUUGUUCAAGAGAUCAUGGCCAGGGUGAGAGAUUAUGAAGAUGAUGGCGUUAGAUGGAAGCUUUUUAGAAUGCACGAUGAAUACAAAAUGCUGCUCAAGAUGAUAAGGGAUGCGAAUGGGCUUAAUCAAAUGAACGAUGCUGUGGAUGAUGAUCAGCCUGCCAUCAUCAGAAUGCUUGAAUGCCUUGUUAGAUUACAAAUCAGAAUAAUUGAGUCGAGAGGCGUAUUGAUUGAUGACAUACCUGAUCUAGUGGUUAAGGUCAGAGAGUACACAAACCUUUUAGAUAAACACGAAUUAACACAAAGAGAAAUAGAAAGGAAGAAUGCAUAUGAAAGAGAGAUGUGCCUUGAGCGACUGCUGAGGAUUAGAAGGAUAAGGUCCAAUCGAUUGAAGAACAUGUCAUGGAAAAGUUUGUUCUAUGAGCAGAGUAUCCAUGCACAAGAAGGAAACCCAGUAAAGAUGCAGUUGAAUGUGCUUCUGGAAAAGUGUGUGUUUGAAUUUGUUGAUGAUGAGGGACAAGGUGUUCUGAUGAUACUUUCUGAAGUAAGUGCCAGCUCUAAAGAUUUUUUAUCAGGAUCAAGUAUGAGAUUUAAGGUAAAUGAAUCAAAGGGAUACUUUAUUGAUGCACGCAAGAAUGGACAUGAGCCUUACUGUGAAUUGGCGUCUCAUUUUAUUGAAGGUAAGUGUGUUUUAGCAUAUGAAGGAGCUGAAAUGUGCCUGAAUGGAUAUAUAAACCGAUGGAUGCUAUAUGGAUACCAAAAGGAGUUGAUUCAUGUACUUGGUAUGUUUGCAAGAAUUGUGAGGAAUGCUUUACCGCCUUCAUACAUGGCUUAUGGAUUUGCUCGUAGAUUCCGUGUGAAUGUGAAGAUAAGGAUGGUUACUGCAGAAUUUGACAUUCUGAGACUGAUUGAUGCAGGAGAGGGCAAACGACAUAGUGUAGUGUCUGAGAAUGUGAGUGUGUCAUAUCUGGACGAUUCAAUAGCUCGACGAAGAGUUGGGUCGUUGCGCAUAUCUUCUGUGAUUGCAAGUGUGGCAGACAGUGUUACUGAGGCAAGGAUACCGCUUUCCAACAGCAUAGAGGUAAGCGUAUUGUAUGUAGAUGGAGUUUUUUAUGUGAAGACGUCGAUGAUGGACUUGUACAUGCAUGAGGUGCCUGCUGGAAAGGCUCGAGAUGGAAUGAUGUUUCCUUCAGGUUUUAUUGUUCCUAACUUUGAGGUGUGUUCCGACACUAUAAAGAUCAAUGUGAGCGAAGGUGUUAUUGAAGUGGAGAAGGCAAGGAUUGGAGGAAACGGAGGAAGCUUGAUGUUUUGGAAUGUGUAUGGAUUUAAAUUAGUUGAUGGAGAUGGUCGAAGAGUGUUUUGUGUGCCUAAAAUGAAGAUGAGUGUGCGCUUACAUGAGUCUGUUUUUGUGGAUGUUGAGUACCUGAGAAUCCGUGGAGGGUAUACAAGAAUGCUGAGGAAAAUGAAUGUAAUGAUGGGAGGAGGAUUUCAGGGAUUGAGAGUUGUUGUGAAUAUUGAAAGAUUGAGGAUUCGAUUGAGUGGGAGGAGAAUGCAGUUGAAAAUUGAUGUUGAUGAAUUCAAAGAUGGAUAUGUGAAGAAAGUGACAAUAUGGAUGAAUGCCAGUAUGUUAUGUGUAAAUGGAUUGAUUUAUGGGGAAUCAUUGAGAGGUGAUGAGGUGAAAUUGGAGUUUAACAAAGAAGAUUUGUAUAAGCUGAUGAAAGUUUAUAAAUUUGCCUGGAGAAUAUAUGGAGCAGGAUAUGUGAAGGAGUAUAGUAUGGCAGGGAAGGAUGUGUGGAUAAGGAAUGUACAAGUGAAUUUUGAAGGAUUGGUGAUACGAAUGCCUGAGUUGAAUUGCAAGGCUGGAGAGUUUGGAAUGAAUGUGAUGCCGAUGAGUGUGAUUAUCUAUGAAGAUAUUGGAUCUGAGUGUUGUGAUCAAGGAGUUGCUUUUGAGCUUGUUGAUGGAUUGGUAUUGGGAAAUAUCAGCAGGAUUAGUGUGAAGAUACAUGGAGAAGUAAGCAAGAAAGUUGUGAAUGCUUUUGCAAGUAUGCAUGGAUGUGUGAUGGAGAUGUUAGAUGAGGUAGAGAUGAAAGGGAAGGAUACAAAAAUCCAUGGUUAUAAUGUUGACAGAGAUGUAGAGAUUAUGCUAGAUACAUGUGUUUGGAUAACAUCUAAUCAGGAUAGAUUGAAUGUUAAUGGUGUAUUGAUGGUUAAGAUGAAUGCUAAUCGCUGGGAUGCAGAAGUAAGUGUGCUGGAAAUGAAAACAGAAGAUAUGCAUUCGGUUAGAUUGAAUGGAAUACACGCUGCUAAUGAGGAAGGUAAAUUGCUAGUGUGCUGUAAGAGGAUGGAUAUUGGCAUUGAAAUUCAUAUGAUUGCAGGUGUAUUUUAUGCAUUUGCAGAUGUAUGGAUGUAUAGUGAGAUACUUGAUAGUAAGUUGGUUUUUUUUGAGAUUAUGAAUGUAAAUAUUGAGAAUGUAAUACUUUGCUAUGGAAACAACAUUCAGGUAAUAAAGUUAAGAGAAGUUAGAUAUGAUGGAGGAUGCAAGAUGUACUACAAGACUGCGUUUGGAACAGAAAGUAUAGUGGAGUACAGGAAGAGGAGGGGAAAGAAAGGAGGGUUUGUGCUGAGUGUGCAGGGUGGAUGCUGUGAUGCAAGCAUGGCUAUUGACACGAUGUGGAUGUUCCUUCGAGAUUGCCUGAAAGCUUGUGAAAUUUUGAAAAUUGAGGCUCAUGGAGAAGAAGUUGGAGUGAUUAUAAUGGGAGUGGAAGGAUUGAUGUAUAAAGGAUUGAUGAAGAUUUGUGUGCCUAUUGGGUAUCUUAAGAUUGAUAGAGAGUUGAAAUUGAGUGGCAGAGUUGUAUGUAGUACUGAGAUGUAUGAGUGUGAUAAACGAAGGUUUGUACCUGUUGUUGAGGAAAAUGUUUAUGUUAUUGGUGGUGGAUGUGAUGGAGUAAGUGUGAAUCCAGUGAAUAGAUUGAGGGUUUCGGCAAGCAAAUAUGGUUUUGAGACGAUUUUUGAUGUAUUUCAAGGAUUUACAAAAAACAAGAUGGGAUAUAGAAAGGUUCGAGUAAAAAAUGUAACUGGAAUGAUACUGAUAGCUAGUGUAAUGAGAGGUGAUUUGAAAGUUGAAGCAGGUGAGGUUUGUGAUCUUGAGGUUUGGAACUGUGAACAGGGUAUAAGAAUAACUAAUGAAGAAGGAAGUAGUGGAGGAUAUUUAGAAGUAUGUAUUGGACAAACAAGUAUCGAUAUUGAUGGGCAAAGGUGUAUUUUGAGUGUUGAUCAGAAGGAUGAUUUGAUUAUUGUGACGAUUGUCCAUUCACUGACUGUUGUUAAUCAGUGUGAAUUGGCAGUUUGUGUAAGGAUAAGGUACUCAAAUGAGCAUGUGGUUGAGAUUGAGAUGCAAGAUGGAGCGAUGCAUACUGUGUGUUUAUGUGGUGACUUUGUUCUAGAGAUAGGACUUGGAACAAAAUAUAAUGUGAUUGGAAGAAUGAAUAUGGGAAAUGUAGAGCAAGGGAUUGGAUGGAGAUGCAUGAUGGAUAGAGAGAUUAACGUUGGAGUAGAUAUUUUUUCAAGGAAUGAGAGUGUACCUGGCUUGGUGAUUAUGAUUGUAUAUCCUGUUUUUGAGAUAGUUAAUAAAGCAGGGUUUGCGUUGGAUCUUGCGCUAUGGACAAAUGAAAAGCACGUUGUAGAAGAACUUGAGGAUGGACUAAUCAGAAAGAAUAUUUUAUUUAGUCUAAGUGAUGGAGAAAGCAGAAAUGUAUAUGGGAUUGAUGCAAGUGAGUAUUCGUUGCUUAGUGUACUUGAUGUAGAGAGUGGAAAGAGUGCAAAAGUGUUUAGUGAAGGAGAGCUUAUUAGAAUGUGGGGUAAGCGAUUGAUGAUAAAGAAAGAAAGCUGUGUGAUUGAUGAGUUUUUUGGAAAGCAUGAUCUUAUGUGCAAGACCAGGAUUGUCAUAUGCCCAUACACUGUGGUAAUCAAUAACUUGAGUAGGGAUGUAAUGAUUAAUGGAUGUGUGUAUCAAAAGGGAAAGACAUGCGCAGAUCUAAUACUGACAAUCCGUGAUAUGGAGAUUGGCGGAUAUAGACUUGAUGUGCCGAUUGCUAUAGAUAAAGUGUGUAUUGCUGAGGUAGUAUUAUUGAAGAAGACAGUGGGCGCUGAUGAUUUGAUGAUUUGUAAUGAUGUAAAGCAGGUGAAUAUGAAUACAGAAAAAAUGGUGAAUGAAUUAGAUGAGGAUGCAAGAAGCCACAGUAAUGAUUUGAUAGAUGUUCAAGGGAUUGUAAAAGGCAAGGAAUGCAGAAUUGGAAUGCAACCUAGACAGAUGAAUGUUAUUGUUGAAUUCAGGCAAAUUCAAGAAGUAAAAGAAAUUGAGAUAAGACACGCAUGUGUGCUUGUAAAUAACACGAGGUUCAGACUAUUGAUAGUGUCUGAGAAUGAGUAUUUGAAUGUGGAAGCAAAGAGUACAGGCUUUAUGAAGAUGAUAUCAGACGGAAUGUUUCUAUUUGCAGCAGAAAGUGGGAGUAGAAUAUACAUGAAUGGAGAGAAUGUGUAUGUUCCUGCAGAUAUUGUAGCGAAGAGACACUUCAGUCUUAAGGUUUCAGAGAAUGUGUUAUUCGGUAUCAGUCGGAUGAUGGACAAUAAGCAGCAGAUAUUUACUGUGAUAGAGGAAAGUGAAUGGCCUUAUGCAAUAUGCAACAGUACACAGCUUGAAGUGAAGUUUGUUCAGGACCGUGGGAUUGCAGAGCAUGUUGUUAGCAGCAGGAGUAUUUGCUGGUAUGCAUUAGAAAGUAUGAUGUUUGAGCCGAUUAUUGUUUUGGAGAUAUACGGAACAAAGAUACCGAUUCAGUUGAAUAAGAAUGGAACCUUAAGGAUUUCUGCAAUAACUGUAUGUGUAUUUGAGACAAUCAGAUGUAGGGUUGUACAUAUAUGUGAAGACUUACAAGACUUAAGGAAUAUUGGAGCAAGUAUAGUGUUUGAUGCAGCUGAGACGAGUAUUUCACUUAUGGAUGUGGAAGGUACAGAAGUAUUAUGUGUGAAUUUAGUGAAUACAAGAAUAUUGGUGAAACUUAGAUAUGGAGUUGUGCACUUACUUGGAGAAGCAUUUGUAUAUGAGAAUUUUGAGGUUGAUUUACAGGUUGGCAGUGUACAGAUCGAUAACCAGGCACUGUUCUGUGUAUUUCCUGUGAUUGUUUAUCCUCUUAAGAAAUCCAAACGCAUAGGAAGACGAAGAAUAGAAGAAGUCUUUGCAUCAUUAAGAUUUGAAAUAGAUAGAUCUGUGCAUUGUAUUGCGGUUUCUGAGAUUCACUGCAGUAUCAGAGAGUUUGCAUUGAAUAUUGAAGAAAUGCUUGUGAAGAAGAUUGUGAAAAUAUUUGAUGUUUAUGAAAUUCAUCGAUAUGCACAAAAAACGAAUGCACAGACAUGGAUCAGAAUAUCCAGGAUGAAGAUUGAACAGAUGGAGAUGAAGAUAAACUUCCUGAAAGAUGUAGAAUCAGGGUUUGUCUCAAGCGUGCUAGGUUUUUUGAUAAACAGCAUCAGUGACUUUUCUAUGGAGAUAGACGGAAUGUGGGAGGAUGAAAUGCAUACGUCUACUGACAGACUUAUCAACAUGAUUAGUGAUUUUUAUCUUGCACAGUUCAAGAGCAAUUUAUGCAGAGUUUUUGCACAUCUUGAUAUUAUUGGAAAUAUUGGAAGUCUUACUGAAUCGGUGUCAAUGGGUAUGAAGGGAUUGCUUGCCGAGUCUGUGUCUGGAGGUACAGGCACUACACGUGGGAUUGUAAGGGGAGGAAAGAGCCUACUGAAAAACACAGUUUUUGGAGUUUCUAAUACGGUUGGAAAGUUUUCAAGAAGUGUAAGUGCUGGUGUCACACUUGUGACGUUUGAUGCACAAAAAAGAAAGAGCAUAUGGUGUCCUUAUACUCAUGAUGGCAACCUUAUGGUACCGAGCAAAAACCACAAAGGUGUAGUUGCAGCAAUAUACAAGGAAACUGGUGGAUUGAUUAAGGCAAUAUCGCACGGAGUGACAGGAAUAGCAACUGCUCCUAUCCGAGGAGCAUCACGCGGAGUUUCUGGGGUUAUGAAGGGACUGGGUAAAGGUUUUAUUGGUGCAUUUACCAAGCCAAUUGUUGGUGUUGCGGAUCUUGUUGCAAAUGUUUCUGAGACCAUAAAGAUGUGUGUUGAUGGAAAAGUACUUAGAAUUCAAUAUCCAAGACCUUAUAUUGAUGAAUAUGGAUAUGAUGAAGGCCUGUGCCAAGGAUUUUACAUAUUCUCGAUGAUGAUCAAAAGAUCAGCGGAGGAAAGAUUUAUUGAUGCGUCAUUUGGUACUUUCAAUACAAAGUGCCAAUUGAUACUGACAACAAGGAGACUGCUGUUACUAAACAAGAGUGAUAUGUUGGAUGUGUGUGUAUCUAAUGUGGAUGUUGAUGAAUCCCAUUAUGUUAUAAUUAGUGUGUUUAAGGUCAGUGUAGAAAGAGCGUCUUUCAUCAAUUCCAUAAAGCAAAUGAAAGAAAAUCUCAGUCUAAUAUCCACUGGGUAA